GUUGAGCUGCUGACGGGUUCAGUGUUGCAGCGUUGCUUGUUGGGCGCCCAGCUGACGGAGCGAAAAGUGGGGGCAGAGAACUUGUCCGCUCUGCCCAGAGGCGGCUGGGAGGCCCCCUGAGCCCCUGGUUGACGGCGGUGCCCUCGUUCCCGCCCCGCCCGCCGCCUCUCCCGGCUCCGUUCUUCUCACAGCCGGUGACCGAGGCCGCGCGGAUGAGGCCGGCUCAGGGUCCCAUGGCAGUGGCAGAAGUGGUUAUGGACCCCUUACAGGACUGUGUGGUCUUUGAGGACGUGGCUGUGUUUUUCUCCCAGGAGGAGUGGGGCCUCCUUGAUGAAGCUCAGAGACACUUGUACCAAGCUGUGAUGACCGAGAACUUUGCACUUGUGACCUCCCUAGGUUGUUGGCAUGGAGUCCAGGGUGAGGAGGCAUCUUCUGAGCAAGGUGUUUCAAUAGGGAUGUCAGAGGUCGAGACUCCAAAGCCAGACCCAUCCUCCAGGAAGGCCCAGCCCUGUGAGAUGUGUGGUCCGCUCUUGAAAGACUCUUUGCACCUGCCUGAGCAUGACAGAAUGUACCCUGAUCAAGGGCUCUACGUUUGUGGGGCAAAACUUUUCCAGUACCAGAAGGAGCAGGUUAGAGACAAACUUCCCAGAAGGGAUGCAGGGCAGCCUUCAUUUUGGACCAACAGCAGCAUUCACAUGGCGGAGAGGACCUUGACAUGCAGCGGAGAUGGAAAGGACUUCCCAGGGAGCACAGGCCUGCUGCAGCAACCAGCCCCUCACAGUGUGGGCAAGCCACAAAAGGACACUGAGUGCAGGGAAGCCUUUGGUAGUAGACAGAGUGAUUACAGGUGCACGCAGUGUGGGAAAGCCUUCAGCCGAGAAAAGAUACUUGUUGAGCACCAGAAAAUCCACACUGGUGUAAGACCUUAUAAGUGCAGCAAAUGUGGGAUGGCCUUCAUUAGAAAGUUUCACCUUGUUCAGCACCAGAGAAUCCACACUGGAGAAAGGCCUUUUCAGUGCAGUGAAUGUGGCAAGUGCUUUAGGUACAACUCCACACUUGUUAGUCAUCAGAGAGUUCACUCUGGAUUAAGCCCUUAUGAGUGCAGCGAAUGUGGGGAAUUCUUCAAGUACAAUGCCAACUUCAUGAAACAUCAGAGAAAGCACAAUGGGGAAAGGCCUUAUGAGUGCAGAGAAUGUGGAAAAUUCUUUAGGUACAACUAUAGACUGAUAAGACACGGGAGAGUUCACACUGGAGAACGACCUUAUAAGUGUAGUGAAUGUGGGAAAUUUUUCAGGUACAGCUCCACGUUCAUUAGACAUCAGAGAGUUCAUACUUCAGAAAGGCCUUAUAAGUGUAAUGAAUGUGGGAAAUUCUUUAGGUAUAAUUCCACACUCAUUAAACACCAGAGAGUUCACACUGGAGAAAGGCCUUAUGAGUGCAGUGAAUGUGGUAAAUUCUUUAGGUACACAUCUACCCUCAUUAGACAUCAAAGAGUUCAUACUGUAGAAAGGCCUUAUGAGUGUAGUUUGUGUGGGGAGUACUUUAAGUACAAGUCUAAACUCAUUAAACAUUGGCAAAAUCACACUGGAGAAAGGCCUUAUGAGUGCAGUGAAUGUGGGAAGGCAUUUAGGUACCACUGCAGACUCAUUAGACAUAAGAGAGUUCACAGUGGAGAAAGGCCUUAUGAGUGCAGUGAAUGUGGGAAAUUCUUUCGGUACAACUCCAACCUCAUUAAACAUUGGAGAAAUCACACCGGAGAGAGGCCUUAUGAGUGCAGAGAGUGUGGGAAAGCCUUUAGCCACAAGCAUAUACUUAUCGAGCAUCAGAAAAUCCAUACCGGAGAAAGGCCUUAUGAAUGCAGCAGAUGUCAGAAAGCCUUCAUUAGGAAGUCCCACCUUGUUCAUCACCAAAAAAUCCACAGAAGACAGUAUGAGUGCUGCAAAUGUGGGUAACUCUUCAGAUACAACUCCAACCUCAUGAAGCAGAGAAUUCACAGUGGUAAAGACCUUAUGAAAGGGCCUACUGUAUAGCACAGGGAACUAUAGUCAAUAUCUUGUAAUAACUUAUAAUGGAAAAGAAUCUGGAGAAGAAUUACACACACAUAUACAUAUGUAUAUAUAAACUGAAUCACUUUGCUGUAUACCUGAAACAUUGUUAAGUCAACUAUACUUCAAUUUAAAAACAGAAGACCUCAUGA
Hippopotamus amphibius kiboko is the source of this 2197-nucleotide messenger RNA. RefSeq names its product zinc finger protein 548-like. Gene Ontology annotation, biological process: regulation of DNA-templated transcription. NCBI's taxonomy places the organism in Eukaryota, Metazoa, Chordata, Mammalia, Artiodactyla, Hippopotamidae. The record is from RefSeq and is a predicted model, not a curated record.